AUGCAGCAAAAUCAUAUAACAAACCCCAAUGAGCCCUUCCCGAAGCCGCAGGCUCUGGCAUCGGCCACGACGACACAUUCUCAAGGCCGAUUUCGCAUCUCGACGCGCAAGCUACCCAUCUCCAAGGCCGGCACCAUCGAUGCACUCACCGAACAGAUUGGCAUCCCGAUGCCCGAGAUGAUCUUUGGUGAAAACCUCGUCGGAAUUGAGCACAUACCUUCGGGCUGGUCCCUGAACUUCAACACCCCGGACGCACUCGACGCCGUCGACAAGACAGAUCGUCAUAUGCUCAAGGUUGCAUAUGCUCGAGAUUGGGAGAGCACCCGAGAAGGCACUACGCAAGGCAUCAAAGAGGUCGUGAAGCCUUACGACUGGAGCUAUUCAACAACCUAUACCGGAAGUGUCGACCCCUCGGCCAAGCAAUUCGCACCUACAGAGAAUAUGAUUCCAAUCGAACUGUUGAAGCGCCGCGAUCCCAUCCUUUUCUUCGACGAGGUUAUGCUAUUCGAGAGCGAGUUGGACGACAACGGCAUAAGCAUUUUCAGUGCCAAGGUUCGUGUUCACGAGAAGCGCAUGCUUUUGCUGUGCCGGCUAUUUAUGCGACUCGACAAUGUCAUCCUGCGGAUACGCGACACUCGGGUCUAUGUUGACUUUGAGACCGACGAAGUCAUUCGUGAAUAUUCGGCACAGGAGGAGACUUACGAGAACGUCAAGAGGAAAUUGCAGAUGUCUGGCAGACUGCCCGACGAGAUCACAAUUGCACUGCGGGAUCCUAAUAUCCUAGCCCCAUUACUGCCCCUUGUUGAGCAUCGAGCGGAGGCUGUAAAGCUGAGUGCAUGA
Fusarium pseudograminearum CS3096 is the source of this 840-nucleotide messenger RNA. RefSeq lists its product as uncharacterized. The record is from RefSeq and is a predicted model, not a curated record. Bases 1 to 840 code for a protein of 279 amino acids. The transcript has 2 exons. Gene Ontology annotation, cellular component: cytosol. Gene Ontology annotation, biological process: TOR signaling. Lineage: Eukaryota; Fungi; Ascomycota; Sordariomycetes; Hypocreales; Nectriaceae.